Messenger RNA from Cicer arietinum (chickpea), 1140 nucleotides. Lineage: Eukaryota; Viridiplantae; Streptophyta; Magnoliopsida; Fabales; Fabaceae. The record is from RefSeq and is a predicted model, not a curated record.
AUGAUAUCUGCUUUUGCUGAGAGAUGGCAUGCAGAGACUAGUUCAUUUCACCUACCAUUCGGUGAAAUGACUAUUACUCUUGACGACGUCAGGGGUCUUUUGAGCAUCCCGUGUACUGGAGAGUUUUUCACACCUCCCGCAAAUGUCAAUGAAGAUUUGGCAAUUGAUGCUGCUGUUGAGUUGUUGGGGGUUACAUAUGAUGAAGCUGUCAUUGAGACUAGGACCAAUAGAGGGGCUUCGUAUAGUUUUGAGUGGUUGAAAGAGGUAUUUUUUAAGAAACUUCAUGAACGAAGAUAUGACUGUGCAGCUAGGGCAUAUCUACUUCAUUUGGUAGGAUGUACCAUUCUUGCGGAUAAAAGUUUUACACUUGUAUCUGCAAAAUAUCUCUUUCUAUUUCAAGAUCUUGAUAGUUGUGGUAAAUGGGCAUGGGGACCGGCUGCACUUGUUGUGCUAUAUGACUAUCUUAGAGACAGUACAUUGUCUGCAACCAAACAGAUUGGAGGAUAUUUGUCUUUAUUUCAGACUUGGAUUUAUGAACAUUUCCCUGAUAUUUGUAAACGGGAUAUGGAUGAGCAUAUUUCCUCGAUGCCACGGAUGUUUCGUUGGACGGCAAAACAAACAUCUGGGAAUGUGGCAUAUUACAGGGCAAAGUUGGAUGCUUUGAGGGAUACAGAUAUUAUCUGGGCACCAGAUUACGAUCAGAACGCUGUGACACGAUUUCAGUCUGUGUCAUUAUUUACAGGAUACAUUCGUUGGUGUUUCACGAUGGUUCCGUAUUUACCUGAGAGGUGUAUACGACAGUUUGGGUAUACUCAACACAUUCCUCCUACACCACCGAUGCUUGUUGCACGUGAUGUCGACGUUGAAUGGAGUAUGUACCGGAAUUCUGUACGAUCACUUCGAGCUAGAUUGCAUCCAGCUGCAUAUCCACAUGAGUGUGUUGAGGGAUACAUCCAGUGGUAUUAUAGGAUAUCUCAUCCUCGGAUGAUCCCUUAUGUUGCUGCAUAUGCUGGUCCUAGUUAUGAUGCUGAUGCUGGUCCUAGUCAUGAUGCUGAUGAAUGGUCAUCCACUUCUCAUUACCUUGGUUUUCCAACUCAGUUACAAGUAAAGACUCUGUCACUUCUUGCAAACGUUCCUUGA